UCCUCUCUUUGAAGGUCAGAAGAAGACCCACCACCUUCCGAAGAGUAAAAGCAAGACCAAAUUGUGUUUCUAGUCCAUCCCCAAGAACCACCUCAUUCCGUACAAGCAAACUCCUCUCCCCUCUACAAAUACCCUCAUUUUGUUACUCACGAAAACCCAUAAUAUAACCACUAGUGAAAAAAAACCCAAAAGAAAAAACCUGCCAAAAAUGGCCAAGGCAAGCAGUUCCUCCUCCUCCUCCUCCUCAUCAAGCUCUAAAACCACGACAGGCAAGACAUUAUCAGGUUUGGGAAAGCUAAUCAAGGUGCUUCCCACCGGAACCGUCUUCCUGUUUCAGUUCCUCAGCCCUGUCCUGACCAACGACGGCGACUGCAAAAACAACAUCAACAAGUACUUGUCUGCAGCACUGUUGGGUGUUUGUGGCCUUUCUUGCUUUUUCUCCACCUUCACUGAUAGCUACGAGGCCUCCGGAACCACUCACUAUGGUAUUGCAACCCUAACGGGUCUGUGGCCAAGCUCUGGUACGUCGGUGAACUUAUCCUCAUAUAAGCUCAAGUUUGCGGACUUUGUUCAUGCGUUUUUUUCCCUGAUGGUAUUCGCCGUGGUUUCUCUCUUGGAUAAAAACAUAAAGGAAUGCUUCUAUCCGUCUUUCAAUUCUGCGUUUCUACUCCAGGCUUUGCCCCCUGUUAUCGGUACCAUUUCCGGAGCGUUGUUUGCCUUGUUCCCAUACACCCGCCAUGGGAUUGGGUACCCUUCGAGCUCAAGCUCGUCUUCGAGUAGCUCCACUGCCUAGUUUGGAUGGCUCAAAUCUUGACGGAACCGGCAUGUAACUUGUCCCGCAAGGAAUCGCCUGAAGAAAUGAAAAUCUACUUGAUUUUCAAUCAUAUAUAUUAUUUUAACCUUUGAAAUGGAAAUAUGUAAAUUAAGCAGGCGCUAAAUCUCCACCGUCCAUUGUUUAAGCAUCAAUUCGUAAGAAAAGAGAACGUUGAAUUAUAAUAAUAAAUAUCUUAUUACUGGGUAUUUGAUUCGAAAUAUACUUCGAUCACUUAUUCGCAGUACUAAAGAUUGUGAGCAUCCAAAAAUGAUAUCUCUCCCGGAGUUCGUAUGAUGUAUUCUUAUGGAAGUUAGAUGGAAGGGUGAUUUGUUUA
This is a messenger RNA of Rhododendron vialii, 1148 nucleotides long. Its product is annotated as protein DMP2. Gene Ontology annotation, biological process: endomembrane system organization. The coding region runs from base 209 to 793 and encodes 194 amino acids. The transcript is spliced from 2 exons. Lineage: Eukaryota; Viridiplantae; Streptophyta; Magnoliopsida; Ericales; Ericaceae. The record is from RefSeq and is a predicted model, not a curated record.